CGGCGGCGGCGGCGGCGCGGGGCCCGGGCCCGGAGGCGGGCGCGGCCGCGAUGGCCGAGAGCAUGAUCAUCCGUGUGCAGUCCCCAGACGGCGUGAAGCGGAUCACGGCCACCAAGAGAGAGACAGCGGCGGCUUUCCUGAAGAAGGUCGCGAAGGAGUUCGGCUUCCAGAAUAACGGCUUCUCGGUCUACAUCAAUCGGAAUAGGACCGGGGAGAUCCCAGCCUCGUCUAGCAAGUCCCUCAACCUGCUGAAGAUCAAGCAUGGGGAUCUGCUGUUCCUCUUCCCGGAGAGCCUGGCUGGCCCCUCAACCGAGAUGGAAACGUCGUCCCCGCUGGGGCUGAAGGCGGCUGGUGCGCCCAGUGUGGUGGAAGACGAGAUCGACCAGUACCUCAGUCGGCAGGAUGGCAAGAUCUACCGGAGCCGAGACCCCCAGUUGUGCCGGCAUGGCCCCCUGGGAAAGUGUGUCCACUGCGUCCCCCUUGAGCCAUUCGACGAGGACUACCUGAACCACCUGGAGCCACCCGUGAAGCACAUGUCGUUCCACGCCUACAUCCGCAAGCUCACUGGGGGUGCCGACAAGGGCAAGUUUGUGGCCCUGGAGAACAUCAGCUGCAAGAUCAAGUCGGGGUGUGAGGGGCACCUGCCUUGGCCCAACGGCAUCUGCACUAAGUGCCAGCCCAGCGCCAUCACCCUCAACCGGCAGAAGUACCGUCAUGUAGACAACAUCAUGUUCGAGAACCACACAGUGGCUGACCGCUUCCUGGACUUCUGGAGGAAGACAGGCAGCCAGCAUUUCGGAUACCUGUAUGGCCGCUACACAGAGCACAAGGACAUCCCACUGGGCAUCCGCGCAGAGGUGGCUGCCAUCUACGAGCCCCCACAGAUCGGGACUCAGAACAGUUUGGAGCUGCUAGAGGACCCCAGGGCUGAAGUGGUGGAUGAAAUCGCUGCUAAACUUGGCCUGAGAAAGGUCGGCUGGAUCUUCACAGAUCUGGUGUCUGAGGACACCCGGAAAGGCACCGUCCGCUACAGCCGGAACAAGGACACCUACUUCCUGAGCUCUGAGGAGUGUAUCACUGCAGGGCACUUCCAGAACAAGCACCCCAACAUCUGUCGUCUCUCCCCAGAUGGGCACUUUGGCUCCAAGUUUGUCACAGCUGUGGCCACAGGCAUGUAGCCCAUCAGUGGCCCUGACAACCAGGUGCACUUCGAGGGCUACCAGGUAUCUAACCAGUGCAUGGCCCUGGUGCGUGAUGGCUGCCUGCUGCCCUGCAAGGACGCGCCCGAGUUGGGCUACGCCAAGGAGUCGAGUAGUGAGCAAUAUGUACCUGACGUCUUCUACAAGGACAUCGACAAGUUCGGCAACGAGAUCACCCAGCUGGCCCGGCCGCUGCCCGUGGAGUACCUCAUCAUUGACAUCACAACCACCUUCCCCAAGGAUCCCGUGUCCACCUUUUCUAUCUCUCAAAACCCGUUUCCCAUUGAGAACCGGGAUGUGCUUGGAGAGACUCAGGACUUCCACAGCCUGGCCACCUACCUGUCCCAGAACAGCGCGGCCGGCUUCCUGGACGCCGUCUCCGAUUUCCACCUGCUGCUCUUCCUGGUCACCAAUGAGGUCAUGCCCCUGCAGGAUAGCAUCAGUUUGCUGCUGGAGGCCGUACGCACCCGCAAUGAGGAGCUGGCGCAGACCUGGAGGAAGUCAGAGCAGUGGGCCACGGUGGAGCAACUGUGCAGUACCGUGGGUGUGCAGCUGCCUGGCCUGCAGGAGUACGGAGCUGCGGGGGGUUCCGCACACGAUGCCUCGGCCGCCAUGUGGGCCUGUCAGCACUGCACCUUCAUGAACCAGCCGGGCACCGGCCACUGCGAGAUGUGCAGCCUGCCCAGGGCCUAGCACCUGCUUCCCCAGGGCCCUCCUACCCUGCCAGGCUUCCUCCCCUGGGCACAGCCCGCGCGUCUGCCGUCUGCUGCUCCUGGGGGGCUGCAGCUGAGGGUUGGUUGCAACAACAGUUCCCGAGGUCCUUGCCCCGAGGACGCUAUUUAUUUUUUUAAGAUAAAAACUACAUAAAAAGGGAGUGAGACUCCACUUCCUUGCCCUUUAGUAAGUCCCUGUGAGUGUCCAGGGUGGUGGCGUUCAGUCAGUCCUCAGAAGAGACCUCAGUGCCUGAGACCCGUAGUGUGGCCAGGCCACCUCCCGGCCAGCAGCUGCCCUGCCACAGGGUGUCCAGGAAUCUGGUUCCUUCCUCAUGGGCUGGUUGGGUGGGACACCAGGACAAGGGGACAAGACUGGUCAGAACUCACACCUACUCUGGGGUCCCCACAGCCCUUCCUGGGCAUGGGGAGCCCCAAAAGCCUCUUUGCCUUAAGGAGAGCUCCCUGCACCGCCAUCUCCUGCCCAUGCCUGAAGACGGGGGUAUCUUCCUGUUUGCCAGCAGGGUGGGGGGGGGGGUCGUCUCCAUCUGACCAGCCCGGACAGAGACUGCCAUGAGGCCAACGAGUCACACCACACCCAGCCCGAGGCAGGUGGUCACAUGUGCAGUCAUCCUGCUGCCUAUCUGCCCACCGUGCUCUGCGCCCCAAUUCGGGCCCCACACCUAUCCAUUUGCUCUUGUCUUUUAGCUCAAGAAAGUCGCUAUUUCUCGC
Molecule: messenger RNA, 2641 nt
Organism: Suncus etruscus (white-toothed pygmy shrew)
Lineage: Eukaryota; Metazoa; Chordata; Mammalia; Eulipotyphla; Soricidae
Gene: NPLOC4
Product: NPL4 homolog, ubiquitin recognition factor
Exons: 17
Biological process (GO): ubiquitin-dependent protein catabolic process
Cellular component (GO): nucleus
Molecular function (GO): ubiquitin binding; ubiquitin protein ligase binding
Source: RefSeq, a predicted model, not a curated record